This is a messenger RNA of Ramularia collo-cygni, 774 nucleotides long. RefSeq lists its product as uncharacterized. NCBI's taxonomy places the organism in Eukaryota, Fungi, Ascomycota, Dothideomycetes, Mycosphaerellales, Mycosphaerellaceae. The coding region runs from base 1 to 774 and encodes 257 amino acids. The transcript is spliced from 2 exons. The record is from RefSeq and is a predicted model, not a curated record.
AUGCCCGCUUCAACAAUAGCAGACCUUCGCACGGCCAAAAAGAUCGGAUUCAUCGUUCCAUCAUCGAAUGUCGCUGUUGAAGCCCUCACCAUCUCCAUACUCCACUCUCUCAACGCCAAUAUAAUCCCCAUAUUCACUCGCAUUCGCGUCCUCACUCUAGGAACAGACCCUACCUCAAUCUCCCAAUUCUCACACUCAGCCUUCGUCACAGCAGCGCAACUCCUCGCCGACGCAGCCUGUGAUGCAAUUCUCUGGAACGGCACAUCAGGAAUGUUCGUCGGAGGGACCACAGCCGACGACCGUGCUCUAGCAGAAGCCAUGUCCGCUGCAGCUGGAGGAAUUCCCUGUAGUACCACCACUCUCGCUACAAUCGCAGCUUUAGACCACCUCGCAAUUCGAGACGUCAGCAUCGCGGUCCCUUAUACUCCCGAACUGACCGCCAAAGUUGAGGAGUUCUUCUCAAAGGAAGGAUAUGUGGUGCAUGAGGCCAUGUGUAUGGAGCGCACGCCUGAGAGUAACAUUCAGAUUGCGAAAUGUUCAGACGAUGAUAUCCGGGAUGUUAUCAAGAAAUCAGCAACAUCGGGGACGAAAGCUGUGCUGGUUACCUGUACGAAUUGGCCUGCCACGGCGUUGGUCGGAGAAUUGGAAAGGGAGCUGGGGAUUCCCAUCAUUGAUAGCAUCGCGGUCACACUGUGGCAGGGACUACAAAUGAUUUCUUACCAAUCCGGGGAAGCCGACUCGAGCCAGUGGGGAAGACUUCUCUCAUCGAUGUAG